AUGCAACAAUAUGUACAUAUUCAAGUCAGAUUAUCAAAUGUACAGUUCAAUGACUUAAGAACAACAGCGACAAUACACGAAACAUCGACUAGAAAAGGUGUCCAACAAUCAAAUACAACAUCAGUCGAUCGCUCACAACAACAGCAGCAGUCAGUUCAUACAUCACCAUCAACAAACAAUCGUCCACAAAACUCAAAUAGUAAUAAUCAGCACUAUAUUAAUUUCAACACACGUCCACGAUAUCGUGAUCAACAACAAGUAUGUUAUAUAUGUGGUCAGCCUUAG
Didymodactylos carnosus is the source of this 285-nucleotide messenger RNA. The record is from the annotation of a GenBank genome assembly. Lineage: Eukaryota; Metazoa; Rotifera; Eurotatoria; Philodinida; Philodinidae.